AUGGCUCGUCGACAUGCUACUGAAGAUUAUAUGGAAAAGUUGAAAGCCGUACAAGCAUUGGAGCUCAAACUAACUAUAGACAAGCAGUGGACACCAGAAGGGGCUGAGUCGCAAAGUACCACUAGAAUAAUAGCCAUGAGAGACUAUCAGCGGGCUUUAGAUCACCUCGAGGGUCUGAUCGUAGUUCGUAUUUUUGAGCUAAGCAAAAUGAAUAGAUCACAAACCGGCUAUGCGCUACGCAAACACAUUGGUAAAGCUUUACAAGCACGGUCUGCCACCAUCCGAACAGCGCUGGAACGGUACAACGCAGCAGCAAAGGCACUAUCCCCACCCCGUCAAACUCUAGAGUGGAAGGAGGUUGUCAACUACACAUUUUUAUCAGAGUUUAACCUUCUACGUGACACAUGA
Molecule: messenger RNA, 408 nt
Organism: Serpula lacrymans var. lacrymans S7.9
Lineage: Eukaryota; Fungi; Basidiomycota; Agaricomycetes; Boletales; Serpulaceae
Exons: 2
Coding region: 1-408 (135 amino acids)
Source: RefSeq, a predicted model, not a curated record